UAGCUGUGACGCUCACUUUUUUAAAGACGCCCACAACUAUUAGAUUGCACAAUGGAUGUUUUGAUUUUAGGAUGUUUGUUUAAUGAGUUACCACAUUAGUUUGAUUUACUAAAAUGAUAGAUUACCACAUGUAAAAUGUGUGUAGUUAAUGAUAUGUGUAUUUGUAGUAAGUAACAUAUAUAAUUGUCAACAUUGAUUAGUAUAUUUUGUUUGUUUUCUAUUUGGUUUAAGUUCUUUCCAACUGUAAUUUUGUAAAUGGAGAUUGACAAUGGAGAACAACAAACAAGUGAGGUAUUCAAUGUCGUCAAUAAAUUUGUAAAGAUUGGGAUUGCAAGUAAAGUUAAGGAACCCUUGAUGAAUUAUGAUGUGGCGGAGGUGGCAGAGGAACUAAAACAGCAACGUGUGGCGUAAAUGUGGGAUCCGGAUCGUGGAUGGAGGAUGGACGAGUUUCAACAUCUUCUUCCAUCGCAAAUUGUUGACAAAAUCAGAGCGGUUUUGAUUGACCCUCUUGCUGUGGAAGGAGAUCAAACCUUAUGGAACCUCACCUCUAAUGGUCACUUCUCAGUCAGUUCUGCUUUCAAAGCAAUAUAAUCAUAUCACAAUCACCAGGAAGACAAGCUUUGGAAGCAAGUUUGGAAGCUCCAAGUUCCAGAACGAGUUUGUGUCUUCGUGUGGAUGGCAGCGCUAGGCAAGUUAACUACAAACCAGAUCAGGAAGGACAGACAUUUGACAGAUGACAGUUCGUGCCCUGACUGUAGUGGUAUUCCAGAAGCAAGUGUCCACUGCCUCGGGGACUGCAGGAAGGCGAGAGCUGUUUGGAAUAAAAUCCUGGCUAAUGAGAAUGAGAGGAAAGCAGCCUUCUUCAACUCGAACUACAAUGAUUGGAUUAAAGCCAAUGUCUUGGAUGACUCUUCAGGAAGCUGGGUUGGUCCUUGGGGAAGCUUCUUCAGUUUGGUUAUGUGGUAUUUAUGGAAAUGUAGGAAUGAUGUUAUUUUCAAAGGCAUCAAGUUGGCAGCCUCCUCCCUUCACCACUACAUUACAGCUAAAGCGAAUGACUGGGCUAGGACUUGGGAAUUGGCCAGGAAAGCGAUGAUUAUGGUAGAUGGAGGUCAUAGAAUAGAGACCUUGAUUGGGUGGAAAAAACCACCAGCAGGAUGGCAUAAAAUGAACACUGAUGGUGCUGCGCGAAACAAUCCUGGCUUGGCCACGACGGGAGGGGUUCUUCGUGAUCAUAAUGGGGACUGGCUCGGUGGUUUUUGCAGCAAGCUCGGUACAGGUACUCCGCUUCUAGCAGAGCUUUGGGGUGUUUUGCAGGGACUCGAGAUGGCUUGGAAGAAAGGCUCUCGGUUUCUCAUCAUGGAGAUAGACGCUCGCCUUGCAAUCCAACUAAUCGAACAGAGAAGAGACAAAGUUCAUCCGUAUGCAACGAUUCUGGGCGCUAUUCGUAGACUUUUGGCAAAGGAAUGGGUGGUUUGUCUAGUUCAAACCUACCGUGAAGGGAAUAGAGUCGCAGACUGGCUCACGAAGCACAGUCUCGUCUAUCCCUUCGGUAUAUAUGAGCUUGAAGCUCCCCCAUUGGAUUUGGACAAGAUUUGCCAAGAGGAUGUGUUAGGAAUCAGCUUUCCUAGGCUUGUGAGGCACACUUCAGAGGAAUGACUCUCUGUUUUUUCGUUUGUAUCUUUCUGGCUUUUUUGGGUUGUAGUUGCUUUGGCAGCAGUCUCAGAGUUUGUUAGCUCCUGGCGCUUGCCGCCUCCUUUUAAUAAAAAAAAAGUAGAGUUAAGAAACUUUUAGCAAGGAAAAUGGUUCCCAAAUAGAGCACUCUCCUUAGUCCUUACUCUUUAGGAUAGGAGAAGUCAAAGGUCAGGAAAAAAUGUGACUUUUUCCCUAAAUAAGCCUGUCGUUAUGCAUUAGGGUUAUAGGAUAAACACCAACUUUGCCGUCCAAACAGAAAUCACGCCUGAGAUAACAAAAUUUUACUGAAAUCAAUGAAAGAUCAAUGAACAU
Messenger RNA from Linum trigynum, 2004 nucleotides. Lineage: Eukaryota; Viridiplantae; Streptophyta; Magnoliopsida; Malpighiales; Linaceae. The record is from the annotation of a GenBank genome assembly.